Fusarium subglutinans is the source of this 3651-nucleotide messenger RNA. RefSeq lists its product as uncharacterized. Bases 1 to 3651 code for a protein of 1216 amino acids. The transcript has a single exon. The record is from RefSeq and is a predicted model, not a curated record. NCBI's taxonomy places the organism in Eukaryota, Fungi, Ascomycota, Sordariomycetes, Hypocreales, Nectriaceae.
AUGAGAAGCUUCUUUCUACUCAGCGCCGUUGCCUUUAGCGCGGCCAACGCUGGCGUUUUAGACCAUCGUCGUCAGCAACCAAGGGGAGACUACAAUCUUCCUCCGGCCGUGACAACUUCGGUCUAUCAAGCCCCGGCCGUCUCUACUGACCUCUAUCCUCCUCCCGCUCAGUCUGCCAACACUGAGCCUGCUGAGCAGGAGACUUCUCCUUAUGCAGUCCCCACUGUCGCUACUUCCGAGCACCAAGAAACUACCAACUAUGCACCUCCCGAGUCUGCAGCUACCGAGAGUGCAAGCAAGCCUGUUGAAGACACUUCUGUUGUCGAGACUCCUUCCAACGCUUAUCCUCCUCCUGCCAACACCCAGCCUGGACAAGAUACCACUGAGGCCUCAACACCAACUGGAGCCUACCCCCCUCCUGUGAACACCCAAAAGACAGAGACUGAGCAAGUGUCUUCUGCCGCUGUCACAUCUGAAGAGUCCACUCCUACCGGUGCUUACCCUCCUCCCGAGAACACUCCAUCUGAAUCUGAGCAUGAGUCUACUGCUGUCGAGACUACUGCCGUUGAGACUACCGCUGAGGGUAAAACCUCAACUGACCUGUACCCUCCUCCCGCCAACACCGAGACCACCAAGCCCGGCAAAGAUACAACUGAGGCUCUUACCCCCACUUCCGAGUAUACUGCUCCCGGUAGCACCGAUGUAACCCAGCAGGGAUCUACCGAUGUUGGCAGCUCUACUGACGCGUAUCCUCCUCCCGAGGGGACCCCCACAACCCAGGCCGGUAACGAGGGUACCACGGCUGUUUCCGAGACCACCAAGCCUGCUGUUGGCACCUCAACCGGUGUCUAUCCUCCUCCUAAGGGUACGGAGACUACCGAUACUGGUAUCGAGACCGAAACUGGCAGUGCUUCUACUACACAGUGGACUACCUCGACUGUCUACACUACCAAUGUGUACACUGUCACUUCUUGCCCUCCUGAGGUUCCCGACUGCCCCAACGGUCAACAUGUCACUACCAAGACUAUCGCUGUGUCUACUACUGUCUGUCCUGUAACUGAGACCAAGCCUGUGACUGAGCAUGGCGAGACUGGUACUCCCACUUAUCCUGUUCCCGGCUCUACCGAGACUGAGCACCAAGGUACCGAGACUGCUACUGUCUCUAAGCCUGGUGAGACCGAGACCAAGACUGAGUCGGUUCCUCAAGAGACUGAGACUUCUCCAUCCACUGGUGCUUAUCCUCCUCCCAAGGUUACCACUGGAACUACUGAGGGAGCUGAGACGGAGUCUGUCCCUGCAGAGACCGAGACUACCAAGCCUGCUGUCGGUACAUCUACUGGCGUCUAUCCUCCUCCCAAGGCUACUACUGAGACCACCGAGGGCACUGAGACUGAGACUGUUCCUGCUGAGAGCGAGACCACUAAGCCUGCUGUCGGUACCUCAACUGGUGUCUACCCUCCCCCCAAGGGCACCGAGACGACUGAGACCGGUGUUGAGACCGAGUCCCUUCCUGCUGAGUCUACCAAGCCUGCUGUUGGAACUUCUACCGGUGCCUAUCCUCCUCCCAAGGUUACAACCGAGACUCAGCCCAAUACUGAGCAGACCAGCCAGUGGACCACCUCAACUGUCUACACCACCACCAUCCGCACCAUCACCUCUUGUGCUCCCGAUGUCCCUGACUGUCCCAAUGGCAAGCAUGUCACAACCGAGACUAUCGCCAUCUCUACUACUGUCUGCCCCGUGACCGAAGCUGGAUCUACCAAGCCUGCUACUGUCACCAAGGAAUCACCCACUUACCCCGUUCCUACCCAGGCUACCGAGACAGAGGGCCAGUCUACUGUACCUACUACUGAGACUGAGGAGCAGUCUACUAAGCCAGUUACUCACCAUGAAGGAUCUACAAAGCCUGCCACCGAGACUAAGCCUGCUACUGAGACUGAGACUAAGCCUGCUACCACUGGCGGCGAGGAGCAUCCUACCGAGACCAAGCCUGUCACCGAGACGAAACCUGCUACUGAGACUAAGCCCACUUACCCAGUUCCUACUGAGUCCAAGCCCGCUAGCACCACCGAGUGGACUACCUCGACUGUCUACACGACUACUAUCCGCACCGUGACAUCUUGUGCUCCCGAUGUCCCUGACUGCCCCAAUGGCAAGCAUGUCACAACUGAGACUAUCGCCAUCUCUACCACCGUCUGCCCUGUCACAGAGGAGCACCACACAGAGACAAAGCCAGCUCCCACCAAGCCUGUUGAGACAAAGCCCGCCACUGAGACCAAGCCCACCUACCCAGUUCCCACUGAGACUAAGCCUGCCUCCGAGACGAAGCCUGCUACUGAGGGACACUCUACCACGCCCGUCACUGGUGGUCAGUCCGAAGCUGGAUCUACUAAGCCUGCUUCUACUACUGAGUGGACCACUUCAACUGUCUACACGACUACUAUCCGCACUGUAACCUCUUGCGCUCCUGAGUUCCCCAACUGCGAGACACCUACUCCCCAUGUCACCACUGAGACUGUUGCUAUCUCCACGACUGUUUGCCCUGUCACUGAGCAGCAUCAGACUCAGCCUAAGCCCACGCAGCCCAAGCCCACUCAACCCAAGCCUACUGAGUCUAAGCCCGCCCAGUCUCAGCCCACCCAGCCAGCCAAGACUACUGGAUGGUCUACCUCCACCAUUUACACCACCAGCAUUCGCACUGUCACUGCUUGUGGUCCUGAGUUCCCUAACUGCGAGACACCUACUCCUCACGUCACCACCGAGACUAUCGCUGUUUCCACUACCAUCUGCCCUGUGACUGAGCAGCACCACACCGAGCCUAAGCCUACUGAGCCUCAAGCUACUCAGCCGAAGCCCACUAAGCCAGCCAAGACUACCGCCUGGUCUACUUCAACUGUCUACACCACCAGUGUCCGAACAGUGACUACCUGCGGCCGCGAGCACCCCAACUGCGAGACCCCCACUCCUCACGUCACCACCGAGACCAUCGCCAUCUCCACCACCGUCUGCCCAGUUACCGAGGAGCAGUCUUCUCCCACUAAGCCCAGCACUCCUGGCCAACCAUCUCAGCCCGCCGGUGGCAACCACCAGACCUACCCCGUCCCAACUCAGCACAUCGUCACAACCGGCUGGUCUACCUCCACCGUCUACACUACCAACAUCCGAACCGUCACUGCUUGCGCUCCCCACGUUGCCAACUGCCCUGGUACUCCCCACGUCACCACCGAGACCAUCGCUCUCUCAACCACUCUCUGCCCCGUCACCAAGACUCAGGUCAUUCCCGGCCCUGGUGCCACUUACUACCCUCCUGGUAACUCGACAUCCACUCUUUACACCACCAAGUACUUCACUGUCACUGCCUGCCCUCCCACGGUUACCGACUGCCCCAUCGGCGCCGUCUCUUCCACCGUCUACGCCACAGCCACCACCCACAUUCAGCCAUGGAACUCUCACGUCUACCCCUCUCCUACCAAGGGUCUUCCUCCUACCAUCCCUACCCAUCUGGUUCCUGGCAACGGGACGGUCACCACCUUCAUCCGAUCUACCACCAAGCUCUACGAGACUCCUGUCUCGACCCCCAAGGCGGCUGAGCACACCACUACUUCCAAGGCUGGCUAUGAGAAGCCUCCUUAUCCUGUUUACUUCUUUUAA